Messenger RNA from Panicum virgatum (switchgrass), 932 nucleotides. RefSeq names its product cell number regulator 1-like. Lineage: Eukaryota; Viridiplantae; Streptophyta; Magnoliopsida; Poales; Poaceae. Bases 56 to 613 code for a protein of 185 amino acids. The transcript has 4 exons. The record is from RefSeq and is a predicted model, not a curated record.
UCAUUAAAAGCGGAGCGGAACCAGGUCCUGCCUUGCGCGUCGCCACUCCCAAGCAAUGUAUUCCUCGCCCCCUCCGGACGCUUAUAACAAGUUCAGCGCCGGAGCUCCGCCAACGGCGGCGCCGCCGGCAGCGUACCAGCAGCACGGGGCCGUGAACAUGAACCCCUCACGCCCCGGCGCCGCGCUGCGGACAUGGUCCACCGGCCUCUUCCACUGCAUGGACGACCCGGGGAACUGUCUCAUCACUUGCCUGUGCCCCUGCAUCACGUUCGGGCAGAUCGCUGACAUCGUGGACAAAGGCACCUGCUCUUGUAUUGCGAGUGGACUGAUCUAUGGGCUCAUCUGCGCCUCGACGGGGAUGGGUUGCCUCUACUCGUGCCUCUACCGGUCCAGGCUGAGGGCCGAGUACGACCUGCAAGAAGGGGAAUGCCCCGACUUCCUGGUCCACUGCUGCUGCGAGCACCUGGCGCUCUGCCAGGAGUACCGCGAGCUCAAGAACCGCGGCUACGACCUGGGGAUCGGUUGGGAUGCCAACAUGGACCGGCAGAGGCGAGGCGUUGCCAGCGGCACGGUAAUGGGGGCGCCGGCCACGCCGCUGGGCAUGAUUAGAUAGGCGAUGAUGGUUGUGAAAUGGCGAUGCUUUGCUCCCGUGGUCCUUCGUGUUGCUAUGCUGUUAAUAUUUUUUUUCUCGUCUUGCGAGUGGAGAUCAGAACGCAUGUAUUUAAGAUUUUAAGCUGGUUGUGUAUUGCUACUUGGUAGUAUCUGUACGGUAAUCUGAAGUGUGGACAAUGUCCGGACCUUUGGCUGUGUACCUAAAGUUCCCUUUGUGUUUGUUGUAAUUCGUAAUCCGCUCGUACGAGGGGUACUAGCUGUUGGAAUUAUGGACUUGGUUCAUUUAUUCUAAUCAAUGUAAUAAAAGAAUUUAAACUCCA